UAAAAACAUCUGUAGGACAAAAAUUGUAUGCUGUUUAUCUCAAUCUAUAAAGUAUUCUUACUAUGCCAUAAAAUAGGUUUUGAAGAUGGUUAUACCAUUUACUAUGAUCCCUCUCCUGUCGAAUAACGGGUUGUCCCGCAAAAGUCUGGCGUGGAAUCUCGGUUGUUGAAAGAGAACGCUCGAUACCUGACGCCAGCCCAGGUUUCAGGAUGGAGAAAAGUUUGGUUCCUGAUGAGGUGAAGAAAUUCAUACGUGCAGUACUGCUAUCUGAGCAAGGGGGCGUCCCUGUCAGGCGACUUUGUAUGGACUACCGGAACCUGAUCGGACAUGUGCUGGACUGGAGAGGCCUGGGAUUUACCAGGCUUGAAGACUUUGUCAAGGCUAUGCCGGAUGUCUGCAGACUGGAAGCCUUUGGACCCGAGAAGGAACUGAGAGUUUACGGGAUAGGUGACCCUGACUCUUUCAUGUCCAGUUUUGCUAUUAAGGCCCAGACUGUCACAGGACCACCUAAAAAAACUAGAAACAGGGACAAGAGGAAAGGCCAGAAGUCGUCAUCAGCUGAGAAAGGAUCUGCCAUGGGUAGCACAUGUAAUGGUAAUGGGGAGAAUCCCUAUGGCCUCCAGCCGGACCACCUUGGACGGUACAGUGUCUGUAUAACCAGGAGGUUUGACCUCUCAGAUCAGGAUAUCAAAGGUUUCUUCUCUGCAGCAGGAAAGGUGCAGGAUGUCCACCACUCAGAGAAGAUGACCUUUGUUCGGUAUAACACUGUGAGAGAAGCUACAGCAGCAGUGGACGGAUUACCACCAGUUUUGAAGGGAAGGGACAUCAGUGUUCAACCUGCCAAGAACAUGAUCAGACAUGACCAUGUCAGAGGUGCUUCAAAGGAAACUGCUGGGAAAUUGUUGACACAGAGACCUGCCAUUGUCUCAGGUAAAAGAUCUCCAGAGUGUAAAGCGGAAAGCCCCACACAACAAUAUCCAGUCCACGAGCUUGUAGUGACUCAGCUCACCAGGGAUACGACGGAGGAAGAAAUCUGGACUUUGUUCGCUCCCUUUGACGUGGCUAAUGUCAGAGUUAAGAAACAAGGAGGAGAGGAGUAUGGCCAUGCCUUCGUUCACUUCACAUCAGCCAAGGAUGUAGACAAAGCCAUACAGACCCUUGACAACUCUGUCCUCAAUGGACAACACAUAAAGAUGAAGCUGUCAAGGAGAGCUCUGGAAGCUCGGGGACUCAGGCUUGGAACUGAACAGCGCACAGAUGCUGGUUUGAGGCUGCCAACUCCAGUCCAUCCCAAAGGUUCUUCAUCUACAGAGCAGUGUAACAAGCAGGGACCCACACCAAAGUUCAUGAGUUCCAGUACCAUGGAACAGAUGAUGCAUGAGUGCAGUGGUGACCAGGGAGUGAACACAGCUCCUACCCCAGCAGCCAGCUACCCAGAGGAACUCAGUGUGAUAGUCACAGAGGUGGUGGAUGGCUGCCACUUCUGGGGCCAGGUUAAUCAGGAGGGGAAGAACAACCUGUUAGAACUGCAAGAGCUCCAGAAGGGUCUGAACCAGCUGUGUCCUGCCCCGCCCCUCCCCCCUGGAGACAGGAUUGGGGCAGCACCUUUUGAAGGGGAUUGGUACAGAGUGUGGAUACAGGAAGAACUCCCAGAAGACCAGCUGCAGAUGGUGUUUGUGGACUAUGGCAACUCUGCAGUAUUACCACGCACAGAGGUUUCACCCCUGCUCAUUCCACAGUUUUGGGACCUUCCACCUCAAGCAGUACCCUUUAAACUAGCAGGACUGAGCUCUGCCACAAGCAAUGGACAUGACAAGCUGAAGGAGAUACUGAGCUGGCAAGUGGUCUCAGUGAAGCAAAGUCAGUCCAGAACAUGCGAGCCCCAUAUUCUAGAAGUGGAGGUUUACAUUCCAGAUGCCACAGACUCUACAUCAGUCAACUCCAUGAUGAAAAGGGAGACAUGUGAAGAGGGUCAUUCAUUCCCAGAGAAGACUAAUAAAGGUGUCACACAAGAAGAACCAAAUUGCCACCCCAACAUCAGCACGUCUGUGCCAACAGUAGAAGACAGAACAAGGGAGCACAGUAUUUCUAGACAAAGAGCUGAGAAAGCCACUACAGGUAAAACAGGAGGUAUAGGAGAUAUUUUCUCUAACAGCACAACUCUAAAUCAAGAAAGAAAGCAUUCCUCAGAACAGAAAGAAGCUGGCAGAAAGUUUGACAACGAGACAUUCCAGCAGAGAAGUGGUGAAAGGAGUCACCAGAAGUUUCAGUCACCUUUCCUGAGUGAAAAGGAAGAAGCAGUGUUGAGGAGGAUAAGUGAAGGUAACCAGAGAGUGUACCACACAGAGAUGGGAAGAAGACACCAGGAGACACCAGUAGGGCAGCAGCAAAGGUUGAUUGGAGGACAGCAUAGUACAGUUCAACAUCAGCAAGGACUGCUGGGUACACCGAUCAACAAAUAUGCCCCUCAGCUUCUGUUUAAAGGGAAAAGGUUUGCCCUCCUGGCAAAGGUUUCUGAGGUGGUGACACCAGACCGGUUCUACAUCCAGUCUGCAGACAGCCCCCUGCUGAACAAGGUGUCUCAGAGUCUCCAGGAGGCAGCUAAUAAAAGGACAGCACAGGAGUUGUCAGAUUUGAGGACCCUGUGUUACGAGACUGGUCAGGUGAUGUGCACUUACAGUGAGAAACACCACAUGUGGAGGAGGGUGCGCAUCGACGGUAUUCUGCCAGAUAUGAUUAAUGUGCAGCAUGUGGACUAUGGAACCAUGGAGCUGACUCAGCUGCACAACCUGUUCCCCCUCCCACCUGACAUACUGUCCGUCCCCAUACUGGCCAGACCAGCGUGCCUUGCCAAUACUGCCCCCCUCCCCAAGGAUGGCCACUGGACAGAGGGAGCCAACGCCUUCCUCAAGGGGCUCACAGCCAACAAGGUCCUGUUUGCAGAGGUAACUGGAGAACAGGCAGGGGACAAGCUGGUGGUCACACUGUGGAGCUCCAUGGACAAAAAAAACAACCUCUCCCAACAGCUCAUGGAUCAAAACUAUGCGAUCUACAGUCAGCCACUUCCUGUCACACAGAUGCCUUCACAGAACCCAAGCUUUACCCAGGGGAAACCACUACCAGUACUUCUGCCUACUCCCCAGCCUCCGCAAAUCAGCAACCAGCCCUUCUUUGAUCAACAACCACACUUACCCAUCCCACAAUAUCCACUGUUUACCCCUCAUGUCCCUUACCAACAUCCUAGGCCAAAACACAGGAUGAAGGUGGGGGAAAGGUUCUCACUACUGGGCAAUCAGAAGACACCGGCCCCAUCGUUGGGAGGAGAAGGUGCCUUUAAGAUAAUUGUGAGAGCAGAAGAAGGGAAGGAAAGAACCACAAGUAGAGGAGAGAAGAUUGAGCCUCCUACAGGUCAGUCCUCAGACAGUGCUCAGGGAAGAUAUGUCAAGGACCACAAUUACGGAGCAACAGACAUGAAUGGAAACAAGGGCCCCAGUUUUGCAACAGUGCAGCCCAGUAAGCUUGUUUCACACAAUGUCAGAAGCACUGGAAAACAAUACCAUCCUGGCAACAGCAAUAGAGCAAGCAGGAACAGUGGGAACAAGUUUGGAAAAGGUGGCAGUCCCCUAUCUCUUGGUGCACAGAGAAACAUCCUGCACCAAAUAGUCGGUGAUGUACAGGAGACAAGCAACAAGUCUCAGCCAAACUGUGAGUCUGGACAAGCAAACAAAGUGGAAAAGGAAAGGAGAGACUCUGGUGCCAGCAAUAUAUCAACUGAGCUGGAAAACAGAUUGCAGCAGCUUGUUCAGGUAGACACAGGCGAGGGGAGAGAAAAUGCAGAAAACUGCACACCAACUAGUGAGGGUCUACCUACAAACCAGCACCAGAAGGGUCUGCUCGAGAGCGAGUUCAAGGGAUGUUUGCCGACCACCAGUGGAAUGUCAGCAGUUGACAUCCUAACCUCCCAGCUUAUUGAACUGCACACAGAGGAGUAGUAACAUGUUUUUUUUUGUAGUUAAAUUUGUACUUGCAGUCUAACUAGAAUUGAUUGUAAUAGAAAUUUGACCAAGGGUAUCUAGAGAUGUGUACUAUGCAAGCUAACCAUCUAACAGUGCUUAGAGAUCUAGAGCACCCCAGGUUCAGUUUAAAGAUUGUCCAAGAGAUAGACCUUUGAUUUUUUGUGCUGAAAUUUUUGUGAAGCUAUUUGAUUGACGCACACUCAAUCUGUAAUCAUCCUGCUUGAUAACAAAGGUAAUUGUUAAAUUGGUAGCUGUCAAUUGAAGAUAAAUUGUGUGAAACUUUGUCAGGAAAAGGAUGGUGCUGAAAUGCAAGUUACUGCCUGAUCAUUGUUCUGUUCGAAUUUAUGUCAGCAAUAUGUUGGAAGAUGUUUUGUAGCAGUUCUUGUACGAAUGAGACUUCUCUUUCUAUGCCAUUGUUUUAUGAUAUUACAUGUACUAGCCUUUGCACUUCAGCAGAUUUCUAGUGGUGACCUUGAAGUGAAGCUCCAAAUAUGUUUGUACAUCUUACAUGUACGAUGAUCCCUUGUUUAUGUUUAUUAUUUAUUCAAGAAUAGCCCAUUGUUAUAGAACUAGCACCCUUAGCUUACAGACAGUAUGCUUUGACAGUUGCCACCAAAUGGUAUCAAAACCAGUGAAAAAAUUAGCUGUUUGUAUUUUUUUCUUUGUCAAGGAACCCACUUAGUUUGGUUUAUAAUGGUGGUUGUGGCACAAGAUUCUAUAUCUAUUAUACUAACAGUUGUUAAAUUUGUUAUUUUGUCCUGUACAUUCCAUGAACAGAAAGAAAACCAGUAGUUAUAGAUGUAUUAUUUAUUCACACAGACAUUAGUUUAGUAGUUGUUCUAUGAUGCUGAGUACUUAACUUUGCAAAUAUAACCAAGCUGUUACAAAAUA
Molecule: messenger RNA, 4907 nt
Organism: Branchiostoma floridae (Florida lancelet)
Lineage: Eukaryota; Metazoa; Chordata; Leptocardii; Amphioxiformes; Branchiostomatidae
Exons: 21
Coding region: 210-3992 (1260 amino acids)
Biological process (GO): spermatogenesis
Molecular function (GO): RNA binding
Source: RefSeq, a predicted model, not a curated record